Messenger RNA from Paramecium sonneborni, 641 nucleotides. Lineage: Eukaryota; Ciliophora; Oligohymenophorea; Peniculida; Parameciidae. The record is from the annotation of a GenBank genome assembly.
AUGUUAUUUUUAUUACUCAUUUUGUAAAUCAAUGCAAUUGAAUUCAACUAAUCAUUGGGAAAAAGAGAGAUUACCUGUUUUGGUGAUAGUUUAACUGAAGGUUUAACAGUUAUAGGAGAAAUUAGUAGUACAAUUAAAGACUUUAGUAUUAAAAUAUAUGUAAGACUUUGAUUCUUAUUAAAGAAUCCAAUGAGAUUUAAAAAAGAAGGUUAUUUGCAUUAAAGUUAAAAUGAAUAGAUUCAAUAAUUUAAAUUUAAAGUGAAAUACAACCAUAAUAUUCAAAUAUGUAUACAAAAUUUGAGCACGUCAACUAUUUUAUAUACAUUAAAAUACAAUUAAGAUAAUGAAGAAUAAUCUGAUAAGAUUGAUACAUAAUUACCUAUGACAUAAUUAAAACCUAUUGAAAAUCUUAUGACAUAAAUGAAGAUAUCAUAUGAUAUAAUUAAAGUAUUUAAGUAUUACAAAAAUAGGGAAUGUUUUCAAACCUAGCAGAAAGAUAAGAACAAAGACUUUAAUAAUUCUAGUAAUUAGGAUUAAGAAUAGCAAUAUCAUCAGGAAUUCUGCUUUUAGUAACUGUAUUAAUAACUAUAUUUGGAACAUACAGACAUAAAAAAGUUAUGAAAAGUAAGAAAAUGAUUUGA